Molecule: messenger RNA, 1964 nt
Organism: Dissoconium aciculare CBS 342.82
Lineage: Eukaryota; Fungi; Ascomycota; Dothideomycetes; Mycosphaerellales; Dissoconiaceae
Product: COMPASS, Set1C complex protein
Exons: 1
Coding region: 339-1778 (479 amino acids)
Cellular component (GO): Set1C/COMPASS complex
Molecular function (GO): protein binding
Source: RefSeq, a predicted model, not a curated record
UAUUAUUGAGACUGUACCUUUCCAGACCUAUCUACAACUUCUGUAGCAUUACACAUGCUGCGUGCCAGAUUUGCGUGACAGGUUCUUCACGAUCCGGCCGCGCGCAUGAGACGCGUUCACAAAGUUUUAUAAAAAUGCAUUGUGACUACUGACGAUAGGACGACGAACAUCGAUAUCGUAUCGAGCCUGCCAGCAGCAGCGCACUGCCUUGAGGUACAGCGCCAGUCGUCUUCACAUGCCGGCCAAGCCAAUGAUGCACACCUGUUUCAUGCUCAUGCUUGAAUACUCACCAGAGAUCAAGUGAAUGUUCGUUGGACGAGCCCUUGUCACGCCACAUCAUGAAUUUACCUCUUGCCGAUCCGGUGCUACUCGCCCAGGACAUUCCUGAAACGCUCGUUGCCCGGCUGAGAUCGUCGGGCCAGGCAGUCUGCAUUCGUUUCUCUCACCGGGGAGAUCUUUUGGCUUCAGGCACGGCCAAGGGUACCAUCACCAUCUUCGAUCUCGAGACUACAGGCGUUGCGCGCAAACUCAAUGGACACACGCCGGGACGAACAGUGCAAUCACUGUCGUGGGAUCGCUCAGGGCGGUAUCUGCUCAGCAGCAGUGUAGAUUGGCGGGUCAUAUUGUGGGACUUGCAAGAUGGUAGUCGUGUGUGGACAGCAAAUCUAGGCGCACCAGUCUAUAUAGCCGAGCUACAUCCUGCCAACCAUAAUAUCUGCGUGGCGGCACUGUACGAGUACCGGCCGGUGCUGGCAAACUUCGAGGAAAAGAAGACGAUCAAACAGAUCGCCCUCCCAAAUCUGCCUAAAAGAGCGCCUCAUGAAGUACAGGAAGGCACUGAGAAAGCUGAUGCCAAACACUUCACCACCGUCGCGGCCUUUACCCCUGCUGGAACACAUGUCAUCACCGGUACCACCAAAGGGUGGCUUAAUCUCAUUGAUGCUAAGACCCAGACCACUGUGUACAGCAUGCGGCUCUGCAGCAAGCCCAUCCUCUUGAUCCGUCUCAGCAGUUCGGGUCGAGACCUUCUCGUGAAUGCUUCUGAUACCAUAAUUCGUACCAUCAAGCUUCCUGAUCUUGCAGAUCCCAAGCUACAGCCCGAUAGCAUUCGUCUCGAGGUGGAGCAUAAAUUUCAAGACGUCGUAAACCGCCUGUCGUGGAACCAUGUCGCUUUCAGCAGCAAUGCUGACUACGUGAUGGCCUCGACGCUCAUGAACCACGAUAUAUACAUCUGGGAACGGGGCCAUGGCUCCUUGGUCAGGAUCCUGGAGGGUCCUCGAGAAGAGCUGGGGGCGGUCGAAUGGCAUCCAACGAGACCGUUUGUGGCUGCCACGGGUGUAGAGAGCGGCAAGAUUCAUCUGUGGUCUAUCAUUACUCCUCAAAGAUGGUCUGCUCUAGCGCCGGAUUUCGCAGAAGUGGAGGAGAACGUGGAAUACAUUGAAAAAGAGGAUGAGUUCGACAUUCACGACAUUUCGGAGAUACAGAAACGGCGGCUCGAUCAAGAGGACGAGGAUGUGGAUGUUCUAGCGGUGGAUCCCGAACAAUUGGAACGUGAGGGACGCCUGCAUGAAGGCGGCGAAGAGUUCCGGAUGCCAGUGUUGCUCGAUAUCAACGAUUCGGACAGCGAGGAUGAAAUGAUUGCUAUCGGCGCAGGCCAAUUCCGCCGGAAGAGCACCGCACAAGCCGAGGACAUGGAACUCGGCGAAGUUGACGGAGAUGCUGGCGGCGACUCGUCUGACGAUACGGAAGUCAGAGGUACCAAACGACGACGCGAAUGAAGAUCACUAUCACGCUGUCUCGAUAAGUUGAUAUUCGGCUUGGCAUGCUCCGGUGUAUCGGCUACCACAGGCUUGUGACGGAUAUCUUCUACCAUGUUCCAUACACAGGAUCGCCGCCGGUGCCGUUGGAAUGUCCAUCAUACAUUAUCCGGUGGGGCCAGUUCAAGGAGUCCUGCGAAAAUACUU